Molecule: messenger RNA, 759 nt
Organism: Harmonia axyridis
Lineage: Eukaryota; Metazoa; Arthropoda; Insecta; Coleoptera; Coccinellidae
Exons: 3
Coding region: 79-552 (157 amino acids)
Source: RefSeq, a predicted model, not a curated record
UUAAAUUUAUGACCUCUAACCUCUUUCAAUUCAAUAUUUUUGAUAGUUUAUUUUGUUUUUGUUUACAUUUCAGCUGCCAUGAGCGAUGAAAAUUAUGUAAAUUCUUUCAGAACAGCUGAUAAUUAUGCGAAAUAUUUGGAUCAUGAUUUGGAUAAAAAACUAAUACCCCUAAACCUACUAAUAAAUGGUAUGAAGGCACGUUUAGAUCAAUGCCAAACAGUAGUAAGUAUAAGCCAUGAUAAUGUAGAAGAAUCCACAAAGGCUUUGAGUUCUCUAAGCUAUUGUAAAGAUCAGUUAGAUGAUCUUUGUUCAAAAAUUGACACUGUUGAGAAAGUAGUGGAUCAUAUUAAAAGUAAUUUGGCCAAUUUGGAGGAUGAAAUUGAGAAAGCUGAACAAAAACUGGGAUUGAACAAUGAUAAUCUAGUGGUCAAUAUUCUAAACCCUUUACUUUUUAGAAAAGGUGGGGAAAAGAGAAAUAUUAUAGUUGAUGUACCACAGUUUGAUCCAAGUGAAUAUUUCAUUCCUGAAAAAUCUGAAAAUGAGGAACUUUGAUAGAAUGUAUUCUUAUUUUUAUGAUUUAAGUUAAUUUAUUACAAUGCGAAUUUGUUACUGAUAAAAAAGGAAGAAACAUUUGUUUAUUGAAACAACAUAAACUGCUUUUGCCUCAAGUCCUUUGCAUGUUGUUGUAAACUAAAAAAACCUGCAAGAAAAUUCUUUAAUGUAGGUAUUUUGAAAAUAAUCAUUAUAUUGAGUUAUUCA